Molecule: messenger RNA, 979 nt
Organism: Botrytis porri
Lineage: Eukaryota; Fungi; Ascomycota; Leotiomycetes; Helotiales; Sclerotiniaceae
Exons: 3
Coding region: 150-935 (261 amino acids)
Biological process (GO): mycotoxin biosynthetic process
Source: RefSeq, a predicted model, not a curated record
CAGCAACCAUACCACGGUACUGCACAGUUCAAUCUGAUUAUGCUGGGCUCGAGUUGCCGAUAUGCAAUGUCCUUAGCUUAGAUUAAAGAUAUCUGCGAUCAGUCGUGUCAAGCUUCAGUAAAUAGCUUCAUUUCCACGAUCACAGUACAAUGUCGUCAGAAAGCAAACCAUUUUUAUUGGAUGAGGAAGGAUCGGGAAAUCAAAAACUUGGGGGUAGACGAGAUAAUGCGAAGCUAACUCUGCGACUCGUCUUCCUACAUUCUUUACUGAUGUUGUUAUAUACCAUCAUUUUUAUAAUCGCUAUAAAUCGGUCACUUUGUCCCAUAUCAACCUCAGUUCAUCCUUUGCCGGGUGUGAGGAUUCAAUAUGUACCAGUUGCUCCUCCCAAUCUCCCAUCUUCACCUUACGCUGGACCCCCGAGCGAGUCGGUAGAUCAAGCAUGGCAUGAUCUAUUGAAAGACAUAAAUAUACGGGUCACAACCGAAGAAUUGGAGAAGAGGAAUCAGAAAUCGGUAUCUCUACCAGAAGGUGGUGGGCAUAUGGUCUGGAUUGGAGCUCAUCAUCAACUGCAUUGCAUUGCAAGUUUCAUCUGGAAGAUUAUUUCAGCUAAGCAACUAACAAAUCGACAGAAAAUGCUUCGGCGCUGGAACUACAGGGAUUACUAUUAUCCCAACAUAACAGACCCAACAAUCGAACAUUGGGAUAUCCAUGCAGAUCACUGUUUCGAUAUUCUACGCAGUGCAGUAAUGUGCCAAGGCGACACAACCCUUACAACUUUCGGAUGGGAAAAACUGUCCAAGCCACAGCCGCACGUCAAACCGACAGAACAUCGAUGCGUGGAUUGGAACGCGCUAAUAGAGUCUCUCGCUGAUCGUGUUGUUGGCGAGGAAGAGAUGGCUGCGCUUGUGAAUCCUAGAUUGGAAGGAGGUGCAUAAUCAGGAUGGAGUUCGGAGCCUUUGGGCUGCGGAUGUGUGAUAAA